GCUCAGAGGCAGUGUGUAGUGAGUGUUUAAUAGUCCUGUCAUGACUGACUGCUCUGCACUUUUGUUCCAGCGAUGCUGCGGGGUGUGUAUGUGUGUGUGUGUGGUGUGUAUCUCUAUUAACGACCUCUGCUUCCUGCGAGAUGAAUCCUGCACUUAAAGAUUUUGAUGUUUACUUCCCAAAGAUUGAUGGCUAUCAAUAAACGAUGGCCGUUGAGUAAGAUGAUCAAUGUGAGGAAGACAAUUGACACCGCGUAAUCAAUUUAAAAAGGAAAAAUAAACCUUGGUUUCAGUGGAUGGCUAAGAUGUCUAGGUGUGUCUCUGCAUGCCUGUGGUUGGCUGUGGUACUGCUCCCUACACUGCAAGCUAGAGUGACUGCCCCAGCUCACCUGCAGGCGAUGCUGGGCCGCCCUGUUAUUCUAAGCUGUAAUGUGACCAUAGAAGGUGGUGAAGUCCUCAAACAGGUUCGCUGGCUGGAUUUUCACAACAAAAGUGUCCUCCAUUACCAACCUGAGAAGCCUGGCAGUCUCACCAGGCGAGAUGGUGUGGAGCUCAUCAACCAGCAAAUGCACACAAGCGCUAUUUCCAUUGAGUUGACCAAGCCGGGGGAUGAAGGCUGCUACACAUGUGUGUUUGAUGUGUACCCAUCUGGCCAGCAGAGGGGGAAGACUUGCCUCAUUUUAAAUGCAAAAGCGGAGUCAGUGGGCAACAAGACAGCAGUGCACGGGAAGCAUGUGACACUCUCGUGCACUUACCCACUCGCCAGCAGGGUCCGUCAGAUCCUAUGGAGUAAAACGGCGGAGCAGGGUGACACUGCCCCCGUGGCCUCGUACACCUUGAACGGCAAACUGAACGUGGAGCUGCCAUUCCAGGAGCGGGUGAAGCUGAGCCAGACGUUGGGACACAGCCAGUUAACCAUCGACCCCGUUCACAUGGAGGAUGAGGGAUGUUACACCUGUGAUUUCCACACGUACCCGGAGGGCUUGAGGAGUGUCACAGCAUGUCUGGCUAUCUAUGUCCUGCCCAGACCCGAGGUGAGCUACGCCACCACGGACAAAGGAGUAAUCCAGGCCAACUGCACAGCCGUGUCUCGUCCUCCUACAGAGCUCGUCUGGAAUGUGGAGGGUCAUAACCGCACUCUGGCGCCCUCCGAGACCUCGGUUUACCAUCAGGGAGACGGCACUACACUGGUGGUCACCACCAUAGAGUUUCAGUCGCAACUGCUGGACGAGGAGCAAGUCACAUGUACGGCGCUCCAUCAGGGCCUGGAGACGAGUAUUUCUGUAGCCCUGAACAAGGCUGGAUUUAAGAAAAUUAUCAUCAUCUCAGCGGGACUCGCAGUGCUCGCGCUGCUCAUAUGCCUGUGUUUGUGCAUGAAGAGGCGAUAACGACGUACUCCGAGAUGACUGAGAUGAACCCAACAAAAACGCUGCUAUGACUGGAGAAAGCCACAGUCUGUCUUAUAUAUAUAGUGUUUUAUGAAUGUACUAAUGAGCGUAUGGUUUUUCUACGGCAUUUAAAUGGUCAUUUCGACUAAAACGCUAUCACUGGAAACACUAAGCUUCUUUCUGUUUUGAUGUAUUUUCACUUUCAUUAUGAAUUUCAUUGAACUAAUGAAACUAAUCUGAUUAGUAAUCUUAUUGUUGGCAUUGUUAAUGUUGAUUUCAAAAAUGUAAUAAUAAUAAUAAUAAUAAUACAAUAAAUCCACGUUUGUUUUUU
Messenger RNA from Ictalurus punctatus (channel catfish), 1716 nucleotides. RefSeq names its product Ig1_MRC-OX-2_like and Ig domain-containing protein. The record is from RefSeq and is a predicted model, not a curated record. Bases 294 to 1385 code for a protein of 363 amino acids. Gene Ontology annotation, molecular function: cell-cell adhesion mediator activity. Lineage: Eukaryota; Metazoa; Chordata; Actinopteri; Siluriformes; Ictaluridae. The transcript has 8 exons.